Messenger RNA from Purpureocillium takamizusanense, 2074 nucleotides. RefSeq lists its product as uncharacterized. Lineage: Eukaryota; Fungi; Ascomycota; Sordariomycetes; Hypocreales; Ophiocordycipitaceae. Bases 5 to 2074 code for a protein of 689 amino acids. The record is from RefSeq and is a predicted model, not a curated record. The transcript is spliced from 3 exons.
AGCGAUGCAUCUGCAUGGUAUCAUGGAAGACGUGAUUCGACUCGUGAUAACAAAGAAGGUUGGCGAAGCCCUGGCGCUUCUUGGUGUCGGUGACUACAGCCAGGAAUCGAUCAAAGAGCACGUCCUCUCCCUGUCAGAUUUUGUCCGUGAUGCCAGGCUCAAGGCUGGCAAAGAGGCCAGCCCGGCCUGUCUGUCGAAAGAAAUUUGCCGCAAUCGACAAGCGGCCAUUGACGCACCUCUACUUGGAUCCUACCGAAUCCUCUCAAAUUCUGCGAAACGCGGCCAAACUGACUAUAAAGGACUUGAUGGGCCGGCGAGGAAGAAAAGAUCGAGAGGAGGGAGGGUUAAGAAGCCUUCAGCGGCUUCCCUACCACCGGACGGGAGGACAUCCAAGAAUGACAGAGACUGCACUGCCAACGAGAACGACCAACCGAGCGGAACCGUCGAGUGUGGCACUGCUACCGCAGCUGCUAAUAGGAGUGAUCAAUCCAAGGAGCCCUCCGAGUCAGGCGUAAAUACCGCGGAUGACAAAGAUCACAAUCAGGCCAGCGAAGCCCCUCAGAAUGACGGAGAUACCACAGCCGCCAACAGGAACGACCAAUCUAGCGACCGCCCCGAGACUGACAUAGCUUCCACCGGUGCUAAUAAUAAUGAUCAACUCAGCAAGGCCUCCGAGAACGAUGUAGCUACUGCGACUGCCGAGAAUAACGACCAACCCAGCGAAGCCGCUAAAAACGACGUAGAAACCGCAGCUGGGAAGGAAAACGAUCAAUGCAACGAGCACAAUCCGGGACGAGACCCGCGCAAUGCCGGUCCGGACAGAACGGACAGCAACGCCGUCGCCCAACCUCAAGAUGAGAUACAGCAGAUACCUGUCAUAACAGCCAAUCCUGCGACUGAUCAGAACAAGACAAGCGCAUUGGACGAUGCCACGCCACCCGAUGAGUCGCAACAGUCGGUAACCAUCACGCAGGCGACGGCCGCGCAGGCGAGAGUCGCCGCGGACAGCGCACCGGUUUCUAACACUGACUACUGUGCUUCGCUUGAACCUCCAACCGAGACUAUACAAGACCUCUUCGCAUCGGCGUCGGCCAGGGAGGCAAUGGAGACAAUAGUCGUGAGCUGCGCGACGCUCAACUACACGCUUGGCAGUCAUAGUUGGUCUUCGACCACAUCAGCCAGGACGGACAAGACAAGUGAUUUGCGGGACUACGCCGAACAAAUCCUUAGCUGGGACUUUGAAAGGGCGCUUCGGGCCCUACGGAACGAGAAGGCUACUCUUGCAAUCAAGGACAUCCAGGACCGGUACAUGAAGUCCAUAUACUGGAGAAUUAUCACGAAGUAUGCCGCGUCACUCGAUCCCAGUACCCUGAAAACCGCCAAGGGACGUCUGGACGACUUUACGAUGGCCGAAAAGGAGGCGACUAAAGAUUUCAUGAAGAAUGCUCGCAUUGGACUAAGCCCCGCAAACCAGCGCCGCUGCCGUCGCUUUUGGAAGAGCCUAUCCGAUAUGCGCGAAGCUGGAGUCGAAAAUAUACUCUUCUAUCGUACAAAGGAAUUCGACAGCUUUUGCGAUAACAAUAAUAGAGGUGAUGGGUCCGGUUUGGUGCAGAUAGUGCUCUCGUGGGAGAAGGUGUACGGUCCGCAUCUGGAGCAUCUUGCGGAACGAGCGAAGAAGGAGGCCAGGGGAGACCGAACUGGACGAUUGUGGUUGGCUCAACCGCACGUUGCCAAGAGACUGCACGUUCCAGAAGCAUUUUGGAAUGAUGCCCGAAACGUGUGGGGCUGCGCCGAGGAAGAGGAGCGGUUCGCCUCCAUCCCCAGACAAACGAACGCCACGGCUGACCAACUCGGCGGCCUCCUCGACAUCCCCGCUGCAGCAGGCGGAAACCGAAACAAGUCGAUUUUUGUCAGCCUCCUCCCUCGGGACGAAAACUUUCUCUCUGUCCAUCCUAUCAUCACCAUUCAGGAAGGAGACUUUCUCGGUAUCUUUGCUGGGACGAUUCGAUACUCGAACAAUUUUGAUCCCAUGUACGGAAUUUGCGGUCCCGCUGACAAGCUUUGGCGAAUGUAG